UAAAAUUUAAACAAUAAUUUAGAAAAUGAAAAUAGUGAUCAUUGAAUUUGAGAGAGCUGACUUCGGUAGAAUUUCAAGAUUGAGAUCCGUUUAGAGAGAGAAACAAACCCCCAUUUCAGUUAUUUGGCUAUGUGACAAUGGCUACGGCGCUAAAAUUUCCAUCUUUAUUGGUGGCGGUGGUUGCGGUGGCGGCGGCGAUCCUGUCGAUGAGCGGCGGAGAUGCCCAGGAAUCGGAGGCGGUGGCUGGAACGGCGCCGUACAGGAUCCACACACUGUUCUCGGUGGAGUGUCAGAAUUACUUCGAUUGGCAAACGGUGGGCCUCGUGCACAGCUUCCGCAAAGCCCAUCAGCCCGGCCCGAUUACCCGUCUGCUCAGCUGCACUGAUGAACAGAAGAAGAAUUACGGUGGCAUGGAUUUGGCGCCAACGCUCGAGGUCCCUUCAAUGAGUCUGCACCCCAAGACUGGUGAUUGGUAUCCAGCAAUUAAUAAACCGGCGGGUAUUGUGCAUUGGCUUAAACAUAGUAAAGAUGCCGAGAACGUUGAUUGGGUAGUUAUUCUCGAUGCGGAUAUGAUUAUUCGAGGUCCGAUUAUACCAUGGGAGCUUGGAGCAGAGAAAGGCAAACCCGUUGCUGCUUAUUACGGGUACUUGGUGGGCUGCGAUAAUAUUCUUGCUAAACUGCACACGAAGCAUCCGGAAAUAUGCGACAAAGUUGGUGGGCUUUUAGCAAUGCAUAUCGACGAUCUUCGAGCUUUGGCGCCUAUGUGGCUAUCAAAAACCGAAGAAGUUAGGGCGGAUAAAGAUCAUUGGCCUACUAAUUACACCGGUGAUAUAUAUGGAAUGGGCUGGAUUAGUGAAAUGUACGGAUACUCGUUUGGUGCAGCUGAGGUGGGGCUUCGCCACAAAAUAACCGAUAAUUUAAUGAUAUAUCCCGGCUAUAUCCCACGAGAGGGCGUGGAGCCGAUUCUCAUGCAUUAUGGCUUAACGUUUAGCAUCGGAAAUUGGUCCUUCAGUAAAUUACAACACCACGAGGACAAUAUCGUCUACGAUUGUGGCCGACUUUUUCCCGAACCUCCUUAUCCUAGAGAGCUGACUGCAAUAGAAAGCGAUCCAAACAAAAGGAGAGCACUGUUUCUAGACAUAGAAUGUAUGAACACUCUAAACGAAGGUCUAUUAUUACAUCACGCGGCACGCGGUUGCCCUAAACCGAAGUGGUCGAAAUAUUUGAGUUUUUUGAAGAGCAAUAAAUUCGCUGAAUUAACUCGCCCCAAAAAAUUGACCCCCAAAAGCCGUCAAAUGAUGGAAGUUGUAGUGAAGCAGCAGAAGCAAGAAGUUGCUGAGCUGGAUAAGCAGAAGCAGAAGCAGGAGCAAGAAGCUGCUGAGCUGGCAAAACAGAAGCAGAAGCAGGAGCAAGAAGCUGCUGAGCUGGCAAAGCAGAAGCAGAAGCAGGAGCAAGAAGCUGCUGAGCUGGCAAAGCCGCACCCGAAAAUACACACGCUUUUCUCGACAGAAUGCACGCCCUACUUCGACUGGCAAACAGUGGGGCUUGUACACAGCUUCCACAAGAGCGGACAGCCUGGCGAAAUAACGAGGCUGCUGAGCUGUACAGACGAGGACUUAAACAGUUACAAAGGGCACGAUUUAGCCCCGACUCAUUAUGUACCGUCCAUGAGUCGACAUCCAUUAACGGGAGACUGGUAUCCUGCAAUUAAUAAACCGGCUGCGGUUCUUCAUUGGAUGAACCAUGUGAAAACCGACGCAGAAUAUAUAGUGAUAUUGGAUGCUGAUAUGAUUAUGAGAGGACCGAUUACGCCAUGGGAGUUCAAUGCGGAUAAGGGUCGACCCGUUUCCACUCCCUAUGAUUACUUGAUUGGCUGCGACAACGAGCUGGCGAAAGCACACACUCGCCACCCGGAAGCUUGUGACAAAGUAGGAGGUGUGAUAAUAAUGCAUGUAAGGGAUCUCAAGAGAUUUGCGCUUCUUUGGCUCCACAAAACCGAGGAAGUUCGAGCUGAUGUGGGCCAUUGGUCCAAAGACAUAACCGGAGAUAUUUACGAAGCUGGUUGGAUUAGCGAAAUGUACGGUUACUCCUUUGCUGCGGCAGAGAUGAAUUUGCGGCACGUUAUAAGCAAAGAUAUGUUGAUAUACCCGGGGUAUAAUCCCGUGCCCGGUGUGAACUAUAGAGUGUUUCACUACGGCUUGGAAUUUAGGGUUGGUAAUUGGAACUUCGACAAAGCUAAGUGGAGACGCAUGGAUAUCGUCAACAAAUGUUGGGCCAAGUUUCCCGACCCGCCCGACCCGUCGACGUUAAAACGGGCCGACGAGGAUUCAUUCCAACGCGAUUUGCUCAGCAUAGAGUGCGGAAAAGCUUUAAACGAAGCUUUACAAAGUCACUACGAAAGACGAAAAUGCCCCGACCCAAAUACGUUGUCCAAUCCCGUUCGAGAACAAGCCAAACCCGCCCCUAAUCCUCCUUCCUUAUCCCCUCCGAUUCGGAAAAAGACCCCCGAAAUUACUUCUUUGCCCCCGCCGGACCGUGGCCCCCUCAAUGAAAUAACUGCCUCGAGGAAAAUUGGAAAGAUCGAUGAUGUGGAUGAUGCUUUGACGCAUGAAGACGUGGCGGUGAAGAACGAAUCUCGAGAAAUAACGCCGCCAAUAGAAACCAACGAAAAUCAAACGUUCGGUUUUAUGAGAUUUUGGAUAAUUGGGCUUUGGGGGUUCUCGAUUCUGUCCUUUUUUGUGGUGAUGGCUAUGAUGAUUUCGAGGCAGAAGGGGCAGAGGAAACGGAUUUUCAUCUCUCAAGUGUGGAAUGACGAUUUUGCCCCUCCAUUGUUGCCUCGGGAUCCUUACCAGAGAGCUCAAACGCGUUUCUGGGCUAAAUUUGCUGAUCAAAAGGGCCGAAUUUAA
This is a messenger RNA of Erythranthe guttata (spotted monkey flower), 2906 nucleotides long. The record is from RefSeq and is a predicted model, not a curated record. NCBI's taxonomy places the organism in Eukaryota, Viridiplantae, Streptophyta, Magnoliopsida, Lamiales, Phrymaceae.